Molecule: messenger RNA, 11118 nt
Organism: Hipposideros armiger (great roundleaf bat)
Lineage: Eukaryota; Metazoa; Chordata; Mammalia; Chiroptera; Hipposideridae
Gene: KCNN3
Product: potassium calcium-activated channel subfamily N member 3
Exons: 7
Coding region: 68-1240 (390 amino acids)
Biological process (GO): potassium ion transport
Cellular component (GO): membrane
Molecular function (GO): calmodulin binding; small conductance calcium-activated potassium channel activity
Source: RefSeq, a predicted model, not a curated record
CAGGACUAGUGUUGCCCAGAACCCACCUCACCGCAAGCCUGGGAGACCGGGGCUGCCACAGAAGGGGAUGCAGCUUUUCGUGAUCGACAAUGGUGCGGACGAUUGGCGGAUAGCCAUGACCUACGAGCGCAUUCUGUACAUCAGCCUGGAGAUGCUCGUGUGCGCCAUCCACCCCAUCCCCGGCGAGUACAAGUUCUUCUGGACGGCGCGCCUGGCCUUCUCCUACACGCCGUCGCGCGCGGAGGCGGACGUGGACAUCAUCCUGUCCAUCCCCAUGUUCCUGCGCCUGUACCUGAUCGCGCGUGUCAUGCUGCUGCACAGCAAGCUCUUCACCGACGCCUCGUCCCGCAGCAUCGGCGCGCUCAACAAGAUCAACUUCAACACGCGCUUCGUCAUGAAGACGCUCAUGACCAUCUGCCCCGGCACCGUGCUGCUUGUCUUCAGCAUCUCGCUGUGGAUCAUAGCGGCCUGGACCGUCCGCGUCUGCGAAAGGUACCAUGACCAGCAGGACGUAACUAGUAACUUUCUGGGUGCCAUGUGGCUCAUCUCCAUCACAUUCCUUUCCAUUGGUUAUGGGGACAUGGUGCCCCACACAUACUGUGGGAAAGGUGUCUGUCUUCUCACUGGCAUCAUGGGUGCGGGCUGCACUGCCCUCGUGGUGGCCGUGGUGGCCCGAAAGCUGGAACUCACCAAAGCGGAGAAGCACGUUCACAAUUUCAUGAUGGACACUCAGCUCACCAAACGGAUCAAGAACGCUGCGGCCAAUGUCCUUCGGGAAACGUGGCUCAUCUACAAACACACGAAGCUACUAAAGAAGACCGACCACGCCAAAGUCAGAAAGCACCAGAGGAAGUUCCUCCAAGCUAUCCACCAACUGAGGAGUGUCAAGAUGGAGCAGAGGAAGCUAAGCGACCAAGCCAACACCCUGGUGGACCUUUCCAAGAUGCAGAAUGUCAUGUAUGACUUAAUCACAGAACUCAACGAUCGGAGCGAGGACCUGGAGAAGCAGAUCGGCGGCCUGGAGUCUAAGCUGGAGCACGUCAGCGCCAGCCUGAACUCCCUGCCUCUGCUGCUGGUGGACACCCUACGCCAGCAGCAGCAGCAGCUCCUGUCCGCCAUCGCCGAGGCCCGCGGCGUCAGCACGGCCAUGGGCAACACCCGCACCCCACUCUCCGACAGCCCGAUCGGGGUCAGCUCCACCUCCUUCCCGACCCCAUACACAAGCUCAAGCAGUUGCUAAAGAAACCUCCCCACUGCAGAAGCAUCGCCCAUAGGUCUUAAGAUGCAAAGCAACUCUCUCCUGGUCACGUUGCCAUCAAGAAACAUGGAGAUCAGGGAACGUGAAGAAGCGAGACCGAGCUAACUCACCAACUCGUGCUCACGUGGCGUGCUUGGUUCGAUAUGCCUUGAAACCAGAAAUCUAAUCUCUGUUCAGGUGCCUCUACUUGGGAGCGGGAAGCAGAGAUGACAGGAAGUGACGCCUGUGGCGGGGCCUGGCUGCGGAGUUGGUGGAGAACAAGUCCACACUCAAUCUCAGGUGUUCACAUGGUGGGUGAGGGGUCAGAUGCACUGACAGAGCCAACAGUGAACCGCCCGGGGGGGAGGGUCCCACUGGGGGAGGGGCGUGUCAGGCCCGGGUGGGUGGGCUUCUCACCACCCAGGGCCUGGAGCCCACCUCUCUCUUUUCCUUUCGUCUAAGGAAGCUCCUGGAUGACAAAAGGAAAAGAGAGUUGCCCACAACUUGCCAAAACAGACAUUCUUUCCUGCUAUACCUUAUACAACCAUAAAACCCAAUUUAGACCGGUUGGGAGUGGGGAGAGGGGGGACAAGAAAAUAAAAAGCCAGAUUUUUCAUACAAUAUUAAUAUCCAUAUAACCCUGUGUGUUUGCAAGUGUGCACAUGUGCACACACACAUACACACACACAUUCAACCCAGGUCUCUUCUUGUUUGAACUUGACCCAACUAAAAAGGGAGCUGGUACCUUACCCUGCACACGGUAGGCACCCUUUAAUUGUGUGUUGAGGCCGUGGGUGCUUUCAGUUUGGGGAGUUAGCUAGUGUUGGCCGCAUUCUGAGUGUCACGGAAAGCACAGGUCCCUCAACCACAAUGCAGGUUGUUUUGCCCUGGAUGUGCCCCGUGCCCGCUUGGUUUGAGACGAAUGCCAAGCUAAAAUUGUUGGCAUCCUGGAGAAGGAUAGGCAGCCUUCUAAAAAAAAACCAGCUUUGCAGGGUUUUCUUCUUAGACCCAAUGGAGCACGUGACCAGGUGUGUGUAGUGAGGGAAGGGGGACAGGGUCUGUGCACACAGGUGCACAGAGAGGUGCAACUCAAUGACACCUGAGCAAAUAGAACUUGUCCGGGGAUUGGCUCAGCUAGAUUUAUCCAGCCACAGGUUUCCAGGGCCAGAUGUUAGGAGUGCAAAGGGGUCAAGUGCCUGACCUGAGGGCUGCUGAGCUGGAAAGAGAAGUGAUGGUGAGUGGCCCAGGGGGUCCCUUCUACCUGACCAGCCAGAUGAUGGGAAUCAAGGCAGCCUUAGGGAAACUUGCGCGUCAGGAAAGAGGGCACGGGUUUGUCGGCAGCCUGAUCCUACCAUGCCGUGUUCAUCUUGGUGCAAAAACUAUUCUAAUAUAUCUCAAACUCCAAGAGACAUCAGAACCAUCAAGGUCCAGGGUAGUAACAGGCGUUGAGGGCAGAGGGCCUGUGGCUGCAAACUUUUUCUCAUUGCUCCAUCACCUAACCACACCCAACAUUUACGAUGUAAAAGCCACUGUGCUAGUCACCCCUUUCUCAUUCUGAGUUCUUUGAAUUGUGCUCCUGGGAGUUAAAGGACCCUGCAUGGAGUAUUUCAUCUGUUGAGGGUGGAGCACCAGGGUGCUAUGUGUGUAGGGGUGCCCUGGUGGCUUCCCUUUGCACAGGACAUGCCACCAUUCCAAAGACAAUGUUGAGCUGUGAAGAUUUUCCUUCUGCAGCCCUGAGCCUCGUCUUCUAAGGACGAAGGAAUCGGUAAAACGUAGACAACCCCAGAACUAAGGCCAUUCUUUCAAGGAGAUCAGGUCUCCUGCUAAACUUCUUCUUUUAUCUCUUUUUAUUGCUGUGCUGUUCUUCUAAAGGCCUCACCUUUGUUUUGACGACUCCUUUGAAAAUUUUCAUUAGUGGUUUUGCAUACCACAGAGGCUGCACUUGCUGUUGGCUUUUUUUUUUUUUAACUGGUUCUUUUAACUAUUGAUCAGCUGAAAAGUCCCUCUCCUUUUCUAUGCCCCGAGAAUGGUGCUCCUGUUUUCAAUGACAGUCCGGCUGAACCUAGAAACAGAUGAAAUAACCAUGCAGUAUCUUUGUGGCAUCGGUUCCAUUUCACAAAGUGAAGACCACUGACGGGUCAGGCUGAGUGUGCCCAUCCUGAUCAUUUAACCCGUGGCCCUCAGCUAUGAAUUCCUAUUUGCACUUUCCAUUCUGCUGUGACAGCGUGAUUGCCUUUUCAUUUCAAGUAAAUGACAUGAAAUAUUCCACUGCCACUCCCCUGCCCCAAAGUGGGCACAGACUAUCACUGAUCCCUCCCAGUCUGUGGAUAAUUCUUGAACCCGUCGUUAAUGCUGUACCCUUAGGAAAGCCCCAAAGACCAAGCCAGCGACACUAGCAAAGGGAGUGACUGGAGUCGUGUCCAGUAGCCACUGGCAUCCUAGAAACACAUGGGCAUUUGCAGCUCGACUUGACUUAUUGGUAGUGCAAUAGCUAUGUAUGCUUUUGUCCUUGGCUAAAGAAGACUUCAUCUUUCUCCCCCAAAGUGAUCGUAUCUGCAUGUUGAAUAUUGAUCCUGCAAUGGUAACUGGAAGGCUGCUUCUCUGUGCUAGGAAUUCAGCUUUGUGUAAUGGGAAGUUACCCGUUCUGCAAGUACAAUCAACCUUUGAUGACCUAGGUCUCGGUUGCCUGGGGUGUGGCUCACCCAGCUGUCCCUCCGACAGCCUCAGCAUCACAGUCAGAUGGGAGAGGGGCAGGUGGACUCUCGUGCUAUGCCUUCUUGUUCCUUACUUUCAGGUUUGAUGGUGGAGGAGGUUGGAUUAUCUACCCAAGAAAUUGGCUGUGUGUAAACACUAUGAAUUACAAUCACCUCAUUUCAAUCCUGAACUGAUUGAGUUCUGCCCACUCCUGGAAGGCUGACCCAGUGACAGAGCCCCUGCGAUAACCUUUCCGAUAACAUAGUGACAGGUCAAGUACUCUAAUGUUCCCCCAAAACGUCUAGACAGUUGAAUUAACAAUGCAGGGCCACCCCUCAUCGCUUAAGCCAUAUAGCCUCAUGUACUGUAAAGGCAGGUAUGUACUGUGAUACUUUAAGACCACUGAUUUCAGUGGAAGUUCAGGACAUAGCAUCAGUUGGUAAAUUAUACCAGACUAGGGGCUCUCCCCUCCUUAGAUUGAAGUCCAAAUAAAAAAUCACUCUUGGCUUGAAGGCCACAUAUGUGUGAUCAUUGUGAAUAAGUUGUCAUAAAGUAUCUAUGGACUGCUCUUGCCAUCCUCAUAAUAUGUAACUUCACGAAUUCAUUGUCUCUAGAAAUGCUUAAUAGAACCCAAAAGAACAAGAGGGGAAAGGCCCCGAGUCACCACUACCAUCUGACCUUAGCAGGGACCAGUGGUGGAACAAUAAUCUCGUAACUUAGGAGCUGCGGAAAAAUGCAUGUCCCAGUAAAUCCUAAAGUGCUGAGUGAGUGCAAGCCAUUGUCACUUAUUUAAGGACACGAAGGAACAGUGAGGAGGAAAUAAUGAUGUGAGUAUAUUUGAGGAUUCCUCCCUUAGAUUUUCAGUAAUUUCCUUGCGAAUCAGUAAUUGUGGAAAAGACAAAAGCUAGAGAUUCAGAAUCAGAAUAAAUAAAACUGUAACACUGGACCCCCCCACCACCCCCAUCUUUGGCCAAUUAGUAUAACCACCUCAUACCUCAGUUUACCUGUACUUAAGAUGAAGAUAACAGUUAAUAUUCUUAAGUACAAAGUAUUCAAUAGGUUUAGAAAAAUGGAAUCACUGUUGUCAUCAACGGCAACCCAGACCGGCUAUGACUAGCCCACACUUUGGCGUGGCAGCUGGAUGCAAAUCCGUAGUUACCAAAAAGUAAUUGUUAUAUAUCAACCAGGUACUGAGGUGAGCAGGGAGAAAGACGGAAUGAGCACCUCGUUCCAGGACCUCUCUCCUCUUCAGAGCACCCCAAACUGAGAAUCAGUGUUCCAUCCCAGAACAACACUGCAACUGCCAUCACAGCACCACAGCUGACAGCAUGCUCAUUGCGCUACCAGUGGGCUACUCCUCUCUUUACGUUACUGCUUUUCAAUCCUAAACCAUGUCCCCAGUUCUCUACAGCCACCCUACGUCCCAUGUGCUUAGGAUUGAUUAGUGGUGAUUUUGGGGUCCUUGUGGACGCUGCCGUGAUCGGUUUCAGUACCUUAGACAGCUACCCGGUGGUUUCCUGGUAGACCCGGACCGCCCCUCCCUCCUUCUCCCCUCUAUAGUUAGACAGCUGGAGGAUACCCUAGAUAGGGACCCUUUCUUCCCUACUGCCGCCAAAGUAACCCUGUGGGGACCACCGAUACCACUGAAAAGGUGUGCUAUGGGGAAAGCAGUGUUAACUGCCUCCACUGUAGACAUAGGUGAGUGGCCUUCAUCCCGAAGCUUGUACCAGGCUGCAUGAAUAGAAAUUAACGCAAAUGCCUCCCAGACAAGUAAUAUGUAGAUUUUUUUUUUACUGACCUAGACCGAAGCUUAGUAGAAAGUACUCAGUGCAAUGGCAUAUACAUAUAUACAGAUUGAGAAAAAUAUAACUGUGAUCUUUUUUUCUUACACCAUUACUGGAAGCACCCCUUCUCCCCCCAACCUGAACUGGAGUUCCCUCUGAACAAAACCAUUGUUAAAUCUUCAACGUAUGACCUCCAAUCUAGGUGCCAAGUGCCCUGCGACACUUGUUUACACACCUGAGAAAUGCAUUCUGGAAGCUGUCAUCUUACGCCGGGACCAUGGCUGGGACCAUGUGCGGAAAUAAACGAGAGACGUGGUGACCGACCAAGCUGGUGGAGGAAAAGCACAAAAUUCAACACCAACCUGAAGUUAGGAUCCCAAAGAGAUGCUGAAUUUAUAGCCAAAAAAUUUUUUUUAAAUCAGUGACAAAUCAAAUAGGAAUCUGAUUGGAACAGCCAAUAUCCAGAUUCUCAGAAGAACAGGAAAUAAAGGACAUCCUCUAACUGUGUCACAUUGUUGCAGUUUUUGAAUCUCAACCAGGACCGGUCCACCUUCAUCAGACACAUGUUUUAAGGGCACAGCGACUCAGUUUUGGUCCCAGCUUCUCAUUCUGCGCUGACCACAAGCGAACACCGAAAGAGAGUGACAGGAUGUCGAUGGAGGAAACGCUUUCAUGGCAAACUCAGAAACUGACGUGUUUAUAUUCAGAAUCAGAUGAGCUUCAACACGAAUUUGCAUCUUGCCUCUGUACUGCUUGCUACUUUUUAAUGAUAGGAGAAAGCAUAACAGUUUAUUUUAAAUAUGAAAUAUAUUGCUAUAUUACAAAAUAUAUUGUAACUACUUUCAAUUAACAUUUUGUAUCCAACUAGUCUUUAGCAGGUCCAGUGUCAGCCUGCUCUCUCCAUGACUGUUUCUGAGUACACAUCAGUGCUAGCGACUGCCUGACCCCUAGACUGAGGGUCCUCAGCCGACAGAACUGCCAUAUUCUAAUUCUCCAAGACCUGACUCUUAGAGACAGAAGAGCAUUAUUCCAAGCUUAGAAGAGAACAGUUCUGCCCUAAAUUCUAUCAAGCCAUUCCAGAAGAGAUUUUUAAAAGCCAUCACUCCUUUAGGAGCUGUGCAAAGCCGGUUCAAUAAAAGUACAGGCUCUUUCUAUACAAAUUCAAAGGCCCCGUUACAUAAAUCGUAUGUCUCAAACUAAGCCAACCAGCUUUUCCCUUUGGCAACGUCAGAAUUGGGCUCAAGGAAGAGUCUCGUUCUGCUGUGACACGGAAGACUCCCAAAUCUAGGCCUAUGUGUUUCUAUGUCAGAGUAAAACCUGUAUUGGAAGUCCACCUGCCCCAGGCCUGGUGAGAACCCAGGGUGUGGACGUCCCUGUCUGAGUUGGCUGGACCCUGGAGCGAGUGAGGUCUCCACAAGUUUGUCCCCGACAAGGCAGUAAGGCGGAGCACAGCUCCUAAGGGGGUGGGGGAGGGGAGGGCAGGAUGUGCACAGGAUGACCCCACAGGGAGCCAGGCUUCCUUUUUCUGCUAGUUUACUCUAGCUAGGAGGAAAGACAGAGUUCAGGCAGGUGUUUUCCUUUCUUGGCAAAAUUGUGGACAAUUUACUUAAGCAACUAUGACGUCCAUCGCCCUCCUCCUCUGAUGCAGCAGUUAAGACGUACAAGUCGAAUUUCUCACUUCCCUCCUCUGAGUGACCGAGGAACUAGAUAAAAACAGGAUGUGUUGGUUACGGAACAGGCUUUCUAGAAGCAAUGGGCCUGCCCCCGCGGAGGACCCUGACUUGUACUGGGGACAGUAUCCUACAGGUGCCACCAAGUAGCAUCAAGGUAGGCUUCCCUGAGCAAGCGCGUCUCUCCCCGUCACAGACUGAAAACCCACACAGGUAACUGAGAGUGCCAAACAACAGCUUUGCUCCUGGGAACAAAGCUGGAACCUCCUCAAACUCUCCUGUAGUUGAGCUUAAAUGUAGAUAAGGCUUGGGCUUGGAUGAGAUUUGUCAUCCAUGCCGUCCGUCCGAAGGACAAAUACCUCACUGCCCGGCUCCGUGUGGCCUGCAUGGCCGCUGACACGGAACUCUCACACCCAUUCAUCCUCUUGGAGCUGGACUGUCUCCGUGUCUGCACGGCUCCUCAGUUACAAGUCAUUAGGUGUUAGGCUGAGCUCCAGCCAAGCCAUCAGAACCCCGGGGCACCUGUGCUUUGCAGGCUGCUCCUUCACGGGGUGAUGGAAACCAGCUUCUUCUCAAUUUGAUAAUUGACGGAUGAACGUGCUGGUGGUAAUUGAUUUGUCUCUUUAUAUUUUCUUGCGACUAAAUACAAAGCUGUCUUCUUUGCUUUCCCUUCUAGCACUUCUCAGGCUAAGACUUUUAUAGAGUGAAUAUAUUCUGAUUCCCUCCCCGCCCCCCCCCAAGUCUUUACUUAAUCUAGAUCAAGGAAACCAGUACAAAUUCCUGAUGUGGGGAAAGCAGACAUCUUGACAAUCAUUCGGGCUUAUGGCUACACGCUAACCCUUGCUACUCAAAGUGUGGUCCACAGACCAAACAGCAUUAGCGUCACCUGGGAAAUUGUUAGAAAGGCAGAAUCUCAGGCCCCACACCUGACCUACAUAAUCAAAUUCGGCCUUUUAACAAGAUCCCCCGGUGACCUGUAUACACGUUAAAUAUUGAGAAACACUGGCCUCACCACACUGCUAAGUGGUAACCGACAUCAUUAAUAAUCAGACAAUUAAGCCUUUUCUUCCUGGACCCUCAUUUGCAGCAUUAUUGGAUGAAGUAAAGGUCCCGAGUGAUCAUAAGGGUAAAAACAAAUGCACCUGAAAAUGCCACUCGAAUCUUUUCUCCAGUCUGAUUUUUUUAAAACGCUCCCUUUAUAGCCUUGAAGCACCUCAAAGCUCCUUAGGUUUCUCAUUUCAGUCAGUGCUGGCAGGGCCAUCAGCCUAUCAGGUGGCCCCUCAGGGCAGGUCCCUCAGAAAGCCACCUGGAUGUCUGUCUGCUCAGCAUAGUAUAGAAAUAGCGCCCCUUCCGUGGGAAACUCAGCAUCCCACGGGUGGGAACGCUCCUCCCUAGAGGAAAAUAGCAGAAGAGUGCGCUCAACCAUCUAGAAACAUCCAUAACCUCGUCUUAACACCGAUACUCUUAUUCGUUACACCAACCGGAGACACUCCGAGGCGGGCAAGGAAAAGAUGUGAACUGUGAUACUGAUGCCAUAAAUCGAUAUGUACCCAGAAACAGUUAUGUCCUAAAUUAAUGGCUUUAACCUGUUCAUUGUAAAAAGUGCCUUGGACUUCAAUCUAAAGAGGUCAGUAUAAAUAUAUGUGUGUGUGUGACGUAUGUAGGCAAAUAUUUACAUAUUUAUACAUAGGUGCACACACAUACCUGCACAUUCAUAUAUAAUAUAUACAUACAUAUAUAAACGCUUCAUAGUAUAUUAUAUUGCUAUCUGCAGCUCCAUUUCUCUCGUCUGGUCCUAUGUUUAUUUGUUUAGUGAGACCUUUACAUAGAGAGGUUCUAUUCAGGACAUUGAUGUUAUUUUUUUGUUUGUUUUUUACUUUUUAUUAAAAAGGUAAAGGAUAUUAAAAAAAAAAAAAAGUCAAGUGCCUGAAGGUUUUGAAUGGUGAGACACUUUUUCUUUUUUUUUUUGAGUUGUGGUACACUUUCUCAGGUCACCAAAGAGGAAACUGCUUUUUUUUCCUUUGGAAAACAUUUUUCUGUUUCAGCAACUUGGCUUUCCCUCGGCGGGAGUGGGGACAGUGAUUUGCUAAUUCCAUUAUAAUCCAUUUUUGUGGCCCCCAUAAUGCAACAGCAGAGAUCUGGUUCAGCCAAUCUAGUGACCAGUUCUCUUCAUACAUGACGCAGGGCCUGGCCUUUACACGCCGUGCUUGGUUUUGGUGGCAAGAGGCAGGCUGAAUUCAAGGGGAUAGGGCUUAGAUCCGCCCUAACCACACAGAAGGAAAGGUGGGAAGUCCUCUUCCCUGAACCAGACGGAAACCUGUCUCAGAAGGCUGGCUGGGGGGCCUAGGGAACUGUCUACAAUAAUCCCAUCACCUGCUGUUAUCAAUCGCCCUCUCUACCUUAGCCAAAGGGCUUCUCUUUCUCCCCUGCAGCUCGUAAGGGACCAACCUCUCUGGCUAGCAGCCCCCACGGCUCCAAGAACAGUUGCCAAGUUCACGGCACUCUGCUUGUGAGCUCAAAGAGGCAUGUUGCCUCUUUAAACCAACUGUCACUCCUCUCAGGCUCCCUGCCCAAGUGGUGACACCCACACGACAGCCAGGGCCGGGCCAGAGGGGUAGUGCUCCGGAGUUCACGGUGUCAAUCAGAAGAGACACUGCACACUGUCAGAGGGGACCUAAAGGACGCCAGGUCCCUCCAGCUGUCCCCACAGCAGCAGCCAUGUUCAGGACCAAGAAGGGCUGGAGCCAGGGGAAGGGACACCCAGUUCCCCAAACUGAAAACCCCAGGCCCUCACCUUUCCCCAAGAAUUUGCCUGUAGCUGUAGACAAAAAAAAAAUAAUGUGAAGAAUAAUGUAACUUAGGUGCUUUCGGAAACAGUAGCUACUAUUUUGGGACUUGUUCUAAAUUAGCAAGACCUGAAAAAAAUAUUUUCAAAAAUAUAUCUAGUUACAUUUCUGCUGCUGUCCAUUCCUCCGAGCUCUCUUCCAAAAGUUCCUUAUGAAUGGGUACACUCACCAACUCAGUCAUCACUCAAUAAUAACACUUUGUACUAACAAACAAUACCUUUCAUCCAGGGACCUCAGCUACCAGUAAGUUAGUUGUCACCCUGGGAAGGGGGCGAUGGGGGUGACAAUAUCAUUCCCAUUAUUCAAACAGGAAAAUUGAGCUGGAGAAAACCCAGCAGUGAGUGACUCGCCUCAGUCAGGAGUUAAACUGAAAAACCAGCCUAGGAUUUCUCCGUGCCUUUUGGGAGUCCGAGGUGGCUCAAACUCUAUUGCUGGCCACCUUUGAAUAAGACCGAGAAUGUGUGUUGACCACGUGUGGUCGGGCCCCAGGUUUGGGGUGUUUGGGAUGUGGGUGGUGGGCUGGCCUGCAGGUUUGGAGGUCUGGGUGGCAGCUUCUCUGUGCUAAGGGUGGGAGUGUGCCCUCGAGGGCGGGCUGAGCCUGCGGCCUUCGCCACUUCCUCUAGAAUUGCGGCUGAAGAGAAAGGGCAUUUUAAACAUGUUCUAGCAAAUGCUGAUACGAUAUGAUGGCAUUAAAUAAAAACAAGAAGGGAACUGACUCUAACCAAAAGCUAAAAAUGCAAGCGGCUGGUUUCCUUUAAUUUGAUCUUUUUUCCUUCCCUAUGUCUGCAGUUGUGAAAACAGGAGUUUUUCUUAAGGAGGAAAUCUUAAUUUAGACUGGAAAUUGAGGCCCCAGGGGAAAGUCACCUCUUUGAGCAAGGCCAGGAUUA